AUGACCAAGCUGUGCGACCUGCUGGGCUCGCGCCCGGAAGCGCUGUUCGAGUGCAUGUACACCAAGCACAAGACGCAGAAGCGCAAGAUCUGGCAUGAUGGGUUCGUGGCGCUCCACGCCUCGCGGAGGAUCGUUUUGUACGAAGAAGACGAGGGAAAGGCUGGCAAAGCCAUCGACGAGGCCAAACUGGCCCCGUUCGACUGGGGCCGCAAGGACGAGGAGAACUUCGAGACGUCCAAAUUCCUAGUUGAGGUCGUCAACGAGACGCCCACGCCGUCAACCCACGCCGCAUCAGCGGCCACAGCAAGUGCCAGCGGCUUCGAGUCUGCCAGUACAGUGCAGCAGUCUGCAGCCAAUGGACCAGGAGCACGAGCGGGGCCUCCUCCCGGACUCGGUGGACGCCCACGCUUCUCCAAUUCCAAGUUCCGCACGCCACUGAGUCGAGGACCGCCACGUCUUGGCAGACCUGGAGCCAGCCGUGCAGCUCACCCAUACAGUCGCAACUCGCCCGUAAACGUACCGACUCCGCCAACAGCAGCUUCCAGCCCCAAGUUCGACUUCGACCGCAGCCCGACGUCCGAGUGGAAAUACGUCCCGGACGUCGUCGCUCGCACUCCCGACGAGGUGCUCGCCCUGCUGGACAAGUGA
Molecule: messenger RNA, 648 nt
Organism: Phytophthora sojae
Lineage: Eukaryota; Oomycota; Peronosporomycetes; Peronosporales; Peronosporaceae
Exons: 3
Coding region: 1-648 (215 amino acids)
Source: RefSeq, a predicted model, not a curated record